This is a messenger RNA of Drosophila arizonae, 1654 nucleotides long. RefSeq names its product prenyl protease type I (gene ste24a). Gene Ontology annotation, biological process: CAAX-box protein processing. NCBI's taxonomy places the organism in Eukaryota, Metazoa, Arthropoda, Insecta, Diptera, Drosophilidae. The record is from RefSeq and is a predicted model, not a curated record. Gene Ontology annotation, molecular function: metalloendopeptidase activity.
CUUUACGUGCAAGCCGUAGAGUGCGGCGUUGUUAAAGUAUAUACGUCUACAUUAAUUUUAUGAAAUUCAGGUUAAAAUGUCCAUUUUAGAAGCAGACGAUGUGCUGUACAGCAUUUUGGCAUUAGUCAUUAUUGAGAAUGCUCUGGAAAUUUAUAUAGCCUAUCGCCAGGUGAAAGUCUAUCGAAAUGCGUUGACUGUGCCCACUGAGCUGAAGGCUCAUAUGAGCUCGGAGACGUUCCAUAAGGCACGCAAAUAUGGCCUGGAUGGUGAGAACUUUGGCAUCUUUAAAGCCGUGGUGAUGGACGUGCUGCUUCUUUGCCUGGAACUGUAUAUUGGAUUGAUCGCAUUGCUCUGGCAAAUGUCGGUAGAUGUGGUCGAACGUCUGCAAUGGGACUCUAGCAAUGAGAUUAUUGUCAGCCUCGUCUUUGUGCUCAUCUCGAAUGUGUUGUCCACAUUUAAAUCGCUGCCAUUUAAGAUCUACAAGAUCUUCGUGCUGGAGGAAAAGCAUGGCUUUAAUAAGCAAACGGCGGGUUUCUUUGCCUGGGAUCAGGUCAAGGGCUUCCUGGUUACCCAGAUUGUAAUGCUGCCCAUUACAGCGGCUAUCAUCUUUAUUGUGCAGCGCGGUGGCGACAAUUUCUUCAUUUGGCUAUGGGUAUUCGCCGGCGUCAUCUCCCUGGUGCUACUUACCCUUUAUCCGAUCUUCAUUGCGCCGCUCUUCGAUAAGUACACGCCCCUGGAGGAGGGCCCACUGCGUCAGUCCAUCGAGAAUUUGGCUGCCUCGCUCAAGUUUCCAUUGACCAAGCUAUAUGUUGUGGAGGGCUCGAAACGUUCUUCGCACAGCAAUGCAUACUUUUAUGGCCUUUGGAACUCGAAGCGGAUUGUGCUCUUCGACACACUCCUGUUGAACAAAGGGAAACCCGACGAUUCGGAGCUGAAUGACGAUGAGAAGGGCAAGGGCUGCACGGAUGAGGAGGUGCUGGCUGUGCUUGGCCAUGAGCUGGGCCACUGGAAGCUGGGACAUGUGACCAAGAAUAUUAUCAUAAUGCAGGUCCAUCUGUUCCUCAUGUUUCUUGUCUUUGGCUACUUGUUUAAGUAUGCGCCAUUCUAUGAGGCACUGGGCUUUCCGCCGGGCACACGACCCAUACUCGUUGGUCUACUGAUCAUCUUCACGUACGUGAUGGCACCUUACAAUGCCAUCAUCAACUUUGCCAUGACAAUAUUGUCGCGUCGCUUCGAAUAUCAGGCGGAUGAGUUUGCCCACAAGCUAGGCUUCGAGCAACAAUUGUGCCGUGCUCUGAUCAAGCUCAAUUUGGACAAUUUGGGCUUCCCCAUCUAUGACUGGCUGUACUCCACCUGGAAUCAUUCGCAUCCAACACUGCUGCAGCGCUUGGCACGCCUUAAGCAGUUGGGACAGUCGCAGAAGAAGGUGCAGUAAACUACGAGGUGGGCAUUUUGGCCGCGCAUUCAAGUGCGAGACUGUAGACCAAAGCAUUUAGCUUCUCUCUCACUGUCUCUCUCCCCCACUUACUCUCUCUCGCUGUAUUCUGUAAACCGUAUCCGUAUCAUAGUAGUCCCUCUCUCUCCUUGUUUAGUUGUAUAUUGUGUAGAUUUCAAUAAAACAAGCGAUAGCCGACUUGACCAAUAAACAAACAAA